AUGGGGAUGACGUACAAAGAAGCAUAUUCUUGGGGAACAAAAUCGUCAGAUGGGGAAUGGUCUGGAGCAACAGGAAUGUUAGUUAACAAUGAGGCAGAUCUGGCAGCAACUGCAUUGUUGUUAAUUCCUCCUUUAAUGUCAGUCAUCGCAUACACAACUCCAGUUGGCAGCACCAAGACUCGAAUGUACAUCAAGAGACCAUCUUCAACUGUUGUCAAUUGGGAGAAAUAUACAUUGCCUUUUAGUGGAGGGAUCUGGGCCUCUGUUGGAUUGUUGAUGGUCAUCUGCAGUGGCACAAUUGUUGUCGUUAAUUCCGCCUCGAAAAAUCUGCCACAAUCAGACCGUGACGAAUAUUUCUCCUCCAGAUUUUCGGAAAUCAUGUUUCUCGUAUUCGGGGCUUUUUGCAGUCAAGGCCUGCAACAAUCGACAGUGGAUCCUGUCAGAAUUAUCCACGUGGUCGUCCAUUUGACAGCUCUUGUGGUGCUGUCAGCAUACUCGGCUUAUAUUAUCAGCUUUCUUGCUGUCAAUAGCUUCAUAAUGCCGUUUACAACAAUGGAAGGACUUUUGCAAGACGGAACUUACAAAUUCGCGGUUGUCAAUGACUCUGCCGACUCCUUUUUAUUCGAGGUUACUACCGACAAAAUUCUUAAAAAAUUACGCGACGACGUAAUGUUGAAUCCCGAGGAAUUACCGAGGAAUUAUUUAGAAGGACUUCAAAAGAUCUGCGAAAAAGAAAAACUGGCCAUGGUGGCCGUGGAUUAUAUGGCGAAAAAUUCGAAACACAAACUAGACUGCACAUUAGAACCAUUAGACGCGAUUAUGCAAGUAACAGUCGCCAUGGCAGUGAAUAAAAAAAGCCCAUACCGAGGAAUAAUAAACAGCAAGUAA
Molecule: messenger RNA, 888 nt
Organism: Orussus abietinus
Lineage: Eukaryota; Metazoa; Arthropoda; Insecta; Hymenoptera; Orussidae
Product: probable glutamate receptor
Exons: 5
Coding region: 1-888 (295 amino acids)
Cellular component (GO): membrane
Molecular function (GO): ligand-gated monoatomic ion channel activity
Source: RefSeq, a predicted model, not a curated record